Messenger RNA from Talpa occidentalis (Iberian mole), 5815 nucleotides. RefSeq names its product multimerin 2 (gene MMRN2). The record is from RefSeq and is a predicted model, not a curated record. NCBI's taxonomy places the organism in Eukaryota, Metazoa, Chordata, Mammalia, Eulipotyphla, Talpidae. The transcript is spliced from 7 exons. Gene Ontology annotation, molecular function: protein binding. Bases 164 to 3031 code for a protein of 955 amino acids. Gene Ontology annotation, biological process: negative regulation of vascular endothelial growth factor receptor signaling pathway; negative regulation of cell migration involved in sprouting angiogenesis.
GUGGGGUGAGGGGCCGGACGAGACUUGCCGGGUGGGCCGGCCCAGGCCACUUCCUCUCUUUGUUGUCCUGUGCUUUCUUUUCCUUCUGAGACUUAACUUCAUGACAACGUGACUGGCAGUUUCUGGAGUCAUUUGCUGAGGCUGAGCCUGCCCAACUGCGACAAUGAUCCUGAUGUUGUUACUUGGUCUUGGGGGACCCCUAAUUUGGGGUCUGCCUGGGGCCUGGGCUCAGGCCCCAGGUACCUGGUUCUCUGAUCCACCUGACUCCAGACAGCCUGGGGCCUGGAGGGCAGAGGCUGAGGACACCAGCAACGACCCCAUUAGACGUAAUUGGUGCCCCUACCAGAAGUCCAGGCUGGUCACCUUCAUAGCCGCUUGCAAAACAGAGAAAUUCCUUGUCCACUCACAGCAGCUGUGUCCACCGGGGGCGCCGGACUGCCAGAGAGUCAAAGUCAUGUACCGCAUGGCCCACAAACCAGUGUACCAGGUCAAGCAGAAGGUGCUGGCCUCCGUGGCCUGGAAGUGCUGCCCAGGCUUCGCAGGCCCUGACUGCCAGCAUCACGAUUCCAUGGCAAUCCCUGAGCCUGCAGAUCCAGGUGAUGACCACCAGGAGCCGUGGGAUAGGCCAGUCAGCCUUCAACCUGGCCACCUAGCCACAGAGAUCAGCAACAGCGCUCUGGGAGACCUUCAAAAUGAUGUUCAACAGGUGGCAGACAGCCCCUCAGACCUGUGGAAGGCCCUGCCAAGCAACCUCACAGCUACAAUGACUGAGGCCAACCAGACUGAGGCUAAUCAGACGGAGUUUGGGUUUCCAGGCAAAUCCUUGGAGCAAGUGCUGCUGCUCCACAUGGAUACCUUCCUGCAAGGACAUUUCAGCCCCAUUUGGAGGAGCUUCAACCAAAGCCUGCACAGUCUCUCCCAGGCCAUAAGAAACCUAUCUCUUGAUAUGGAGGCCAACCAACAGGCCAUCAAGAGAGUCCAGGAGAGUGCAGUGGCCAGGACUGACUUCCAGGAGCUCGGUACCAAAUUUGAGACCAAGGUUGAGGAGAACGCCCAGAAAAUGAGCCGGCUGCAGGAGGACAUGGAGGACCGUCUGCAUGCCCAGCAGCUUUCCCUGCAGCUCUCCCUCUCUGAGGUCCAGGGCAAUGUGGACACGAAGCUGAAGAAGCUCCUUAAGGCCCAGGAAUCCCUGGGGGUCAAUGGCAGCUUGCUGGUGGCUACUGCAGGAGCAGCAGCCAGGCCAGAGCCAGAGAGCUUGCAGGCCAGACUGGGUCAGCUGCAGAGGAACCUCUCGGCUCUCCAUGUGGCCACUGGCCGCAGGGAAGAGGAGUUACAGAGCACCCUGGCAGACAUGCAGGCGACUCUGGCCCAGCAUGUGAAUGAGAUCAAGGAGCUAUAUUCAGAAUCUGAUGAGACCUUCGAUCAGAUAACCAAGGUGGAGCGACUGGUGGAGGAACUACAGGUGAAUCACACUGCAUUGAGAGAGCUGCGGGUGAUCCUGAUGGAGAAGUCACUAAUCAUGGAAGAGAACAAGGAGGAGAUGGAGCGGCAGCUCCUGGAGCUCAACCUCACCCUCCAGCACCUGCAGGGCGGCCACGCCGACCUCAUCAAGUAUGUCAAGGACUGCAACUGCCAGAAGCUCUACUUUGACUUGGAUGUAAUCCGGGAGGGCCAGAGGGACCAUACGCGGGCCCUGGAGGAGACCCAGGUGAGCCUAGAUGAGAGACGCCAGGAGGACGGCUCUUCCUUGCAGGCCCUGAGCAGCACCGUGGAUGCUCUGUCACUGGCCAUGGAGUCACACAAGGCAGAUGGUGAGCGGGCCCGGGCCGAGACAUCGCGGCUCAGGAGCCAGCUGCGGACACUGGACAGCGAGGUAAACAAGCUGAAGGCCUCUGAAGUGGAGAUCCGCCGCGAGAUCCAACAGCUCCACAGCUCCUUCGCCGCCCUGUUGGAGGAUGCACUGAGGCACGAGGCUGUGCUGGCCGCCCUCUUUGGGGAGGAGGUGAUGGAGAUGAUGUCAGAGGAAGGGACUGGCCCUUUGCCCCUGCGCUAUGAGCAGAUCCGCGUGGCUCUGCAAGAUGCCGCCAGCGGGCUGCAGGAGCAGGUGCUGGGCUGGGAUGCCCUGGCUGCCCGGGUGACGACCCUGGAGCAGGCCAUGGUGGGUAGUGGGCAGAGCAGGGCUGGGGGCCAAGUGCAGCCCCCGCUGCCGGCAGAGCACCUGGAGCCGAGCCACGAUGCCUCAGGAGAGGAGGCCGGUGGGAUGGACCUGGCUGGGCUGGCGCAGGAGCUCCAGCGCCUGAGUUCGGACAUCAAGCAAGUAGGGCAGUGCUGUGAGGCUUCCUGGGCCACUUCUCUCAACAGCUCCCUCCAGGGCCUCCAUGGAGCACUGGCCAGCACUGAGCUGGACUUAGAGCGGCACCAGAAGCUUUUCCACAGCCUCUUUGGGAACUUCCAAGGGCUCUUGGCAGCAAAUGUCAGCCUGGAUCUGGGAAAGCUGCAGGCCAUGCUGAACAGGAAAGGGAAAAAGCAAAAGAAAGGUCUGGAAGCUCCCAAGAGGAGGGACAGGAAGCAAGUGGAGCCUCUGGCAGAUACACAUGUCGGAGGGCCAGUCACGGGCACCCUGGGAACAGAGCUCUGGGAGGCAGGCACCCCCGUGGCCUUCUACGCCAGCUUUUCAGAAGGGACAAUGGCCCGGCAGACUGUGAAGUUCAACACUACUCACACCAACAUUGGCAGCAGCUACUUUCCUGAACAGGGCUACUUCCGAGCCCCUGAGCGUGGGGUGUAUAUGUUUGCAGUAAGCAUUGAAUUUGGCCCAGGGCCGGGCACCGGGCAGCUGGUGUUUGGAGGUCACCACCGAACCACAGUCUCUACCACCGAGGGCCAGAGGAGUGGAAGCACAGUGACGACCUUUGCCGUGGCUGAGCUGCAAAAGGGUGAGAGAGUAUGGUUUGAGUUAACUCAGGGAUCAGUAAUAAAGAGAAGCCCACCAGGCACUGCAUUCGGGGGUUUCCUGAUAUUCAAGACCUGAACACUGGACACAGCUCUGAUGAGACUUCGGGGACUCACAUAACUCUCCUGGGCCUGGAGCUCUGGCCAGGUUUGGUCUGGAGACCAUCCAGUGGGUCUAGCUCUUUCCUGGAGUUCUGCAUGAACAGCGUGGCCUAUGGGGCCUUCCUCUAGACACACUAGGUUUGGAUAUUUUUUAAGGACAAGGGCUAGGGUGCUUCCCUGGGCAGGAUCUGACUAGGCACCUGUGAACCUGGGCCCACGUGCCUUUUGAGACAGCGUGUCUGUACUCCAGCCCUUUGGCACACCCUUUGUUCAGCCUUUUUGGUGUUUUGCUCCUCCUAUGGUUGGAAACUUCCUUACAACACUUUAAACCUUUCUCCUUCCUCUUUUUCCUAAUCUUGUGCUACAAAAUCAUUCCUCCCCACCCCCAGGAAGUGUAUGUUUAAAAUAGAGGUGACAUCUUGGACAAUAGUGGAACCAAAUAUUGGACCAAUACUGGAACAAAAUACCUCCAACCACUGCAGAGCAGCAGAAAACCAACCUGUUCAGUUUCUUUCAGUCAGAAAUGGCAACAAAGGCUGCUAGAGCUAACCUAGGGAAACAAAACUGGUAACUUUUAUCAUCAGUCCUUCCUUGACCUUAUUUAUCUGUGACUUUAAUUUCACUUCGUUUUCUCCUUUCCUCAUGCAGGGUAAAAGUCAAGACAUGCCAACCAUGAGCUAAAAUGUAUAUAGCCUUCACCCUUUUUACUUCCUCUUAUAGCUUAUCAUCAUCCUAAAUGUUAGCAUCUCUAACCAGGAGGGGAGCUGAAAGAGGACAUGAAGGAAAACUGUGAGAAAAAUCUCCCUAAAUGAUGAAGAACAUUAGAAUAAAGUGAUGCCUUUCAAAUCUCUGCCUGGUUUACUUCUAGAGAAUGAAAAGAUUUGAUGAAGUAGAUAGAACUAUGGGACAAAAUCAAACUACUUGGGAUAAAUGUGACAUUCAUAAUUCUACCCCCUAUUUUACUUAAAUUUCAGUGAAUUCUAAGUAAAACAUUCAGAGGCCACCACAGUAGGCAAUGACAUUAAUACUGGACUAGACAUUACUACUCAGUAAUGAUUAUUCCUGCAAUAUCAAUACAUGUAUUUGUAAAAUUACAUAUUCUAGAGGAAAGAGGUGUGAGAUGUUAAUCAUUUAGCAGUUGGGGUUAAUAAGGUUCCCAGCCCUUCUUACUGUAUCCCAGGGGUCAUUAAUUCAAAUAAUUAUCCCUCAGGAUUUACCACUGAACUCUGUGUACUCAAUAAGCUGAAGUCAGUGUCAAAAAGGAACAGUGUUACAGGCUACACUGCCACAGAUGGUUUAACUUUUUAACUCUUUUCACUUGUAGUAUAAGGUGGUUAGUUUAAUGAUUCUCAUUAAGUAUUCUGGUACUUUAUUAUGCCGACCACAGGUUCAAGUCUCACGUAUCUGCUCUUCCCUUUGGCCAAGUGCUCUUGGCCACUGCAGCUCAGAUACCAAGAUCAAUCCUGACUCAAGGCACAAUGUGUCUGUGUCAUCCCUCAUCAAAGAUGGGAAAGCCAGCACAAGGUCACCCCUGCUUCUAGAAAGACCAUGCUGUGUCUUCUUUUUGUUCAAUCUUGCUCUUAUUGGUCAUGGUAUGCUAAGUAGAAACACUAGGGCAAUGUAGUCUUUAAAAGAUUUUCAUUUAGAAUUCAUUGUACAUAAUUGGCAGAGUGAGUUGAUCUCCAUAAAGGGUACAGGUCUGCCAAUCCUCAUAUGCCUGGUAUUCAACAGGAGGUUGAAAGUGCUAACAGGUACAUUCUGCCAGCAGUAUCGGUAGAUCAUUCUAGGAAAGUCUCUGGAAUGAGAACUGGAGAAACAACUGUCUUUUAGAUAGCCGGCCCAUGCAAAUUUCACAAAACAUACUAUCAAGCUUAAGGGCAUAUUUUUCUCUUUAAACAUUUCUAAAAUUUGGAUUCCAGGUAAGCAAGAAAUCUAAAACUUAAUCUGAUAGAUUUCUCUCUAAGUCAUCUAAUAUCUUUGGGUGGAAAUUCUUUUGGUACUCUACAUAUAGAUUCCCCAGGCCAAUGUAAAAAUACCCUUCAAUGGUGGCAUCCAGAAUAAGACAAUGGGUCAAGCACAGAGUGGUAUUAUACCACCCUAAAACUGGUCGGAAAGAUAUAAAAGUAUUCAAAAAUAAUGAAAAAUAAAAGGCACCUUAAGCACAAAUCAGGAAAUUUUAAUAAAUAAAUCCUGAAAAAGAGAUCAAGUGUAAAAUGCAACAGCAAUAGGAAAUCAUAACCCCAAACAUUUGAGACCGUUGGAGAGAAGGGAAUGAUUCCACAGGAGCCCCUAACACACGGGUGGAAAGCGGCAGAUGAAGCAGUGGGCAGUCAGCUGCAGUGUGGCCUAUCUUGAGCUAGAAUAGUGCAUGUUCCCUCAUUACCGCCCCCCCACCCCCAAACAUACACAUACUGUUACAGGGUAGCUGGCUACCAAUUAUCCAGACACAAGACACUGCCACACUGAGAUGUGUGAAAUCUUACUGAAAUCAAUUCCCAUGGGAGUCAAUCCAAAGACAUGUCUUCAUAAACCAUAGCAUAGUGUCAAAAUACCUCCAACCUUUAUUCUUAUUGCAGAACACUGUUAAGAGGAUCUAACCUCCAUAAAAAAAAGUUUCUUAAAAUUCUCCUUUUCUCUCACACUCUGGUAUAUCAUGUUUAUCUCAAAAACUUCAAAAACUCCUCUCCUAGCUGUAGCUGGAACACCGUUUUCCAUUCAGAAAACUCUCUUGAACCUGGCCUGACAAUGACAAAACUUUUGG